UGAGAGCUCGCGGCAAACUUCUGCUCACUCGGUCAUAUGAUUUUAUGGAAAAGGGCGAGUCUUGACUCUUGAGAGCCAGUUGACAGAUCGAUCUUUUGCUUAAGCGUGUUCGAGGAAAUUUUCGUCGCAAAAUGAAGGGAUGCAUAUUCAACAUCGAUGGUGGCUACCUGGAGGGUUUAUGUCGGGGUUUCAAAUGUGGUAUACUUCAGCAGAGCGAUUACUUAAACUUGGUUCAAUGCGAAACACUUGAAGAUUUAAAGCUACACUUGGCUGGCACAGACUAUGGCAGCUUUUUGGCCAACGAGCCGUCUCCACUAUCCGUUAGUGUGAUCGAUGACAAAUUGAGGGAGAAGCUGGUUGUGGAGUUUCAACAUAUGCGCAAUCAUUCCGUCGAGCCUCUGUCUCAAUUUUUGGAUUUCAUCACUUACAGUUAUAUGAUUGACAAUAUCAUUUUGUUAAUCACUGGUACUUUACAUCAACGACCUAUUUCAGAAUUGAUUCCAAAGUGCCAUCCUCUUGGCAGCUUUGAGCAAAUGGAAGCGAUUCACGUUGCUGCCACACCUGCAGAGUUGUACAAUGCUGUACUGGUAGAUACACCUUUAGCACCUUUCUUCGUGGACUGCAUUUCUGAGCAGGACUUAGACGAGAUGAAUAUUGAGAUAAUAAGAAAUACUCUUUACAAGGCAUAUCUGGAAGCCUUUUAUAAAUUUUGCAAAGAACUUGGUGGUACAACUGCAGAUACUAUGUGCGAAAUACUUGCUUUUGAGGCAGAUAGAAGAGCAAUCAUUAUAACCAUCAAUUCAUUUGGCACUGAAUUGGGAAAGGAUGAUCGUGCAAAAUUAUAUCCACGCUGCGGACGUUUGAAUCCGGAUGGAUUGGCAGCCUUAGCAAGAGCCGACGAUUAUGAACAAGUGAAGGCUGUAGCUGAAUAUUACGCUGAAUAUAGCGCCUUAUUUGAAGGUGCAGGAAAUAAUCCUGGUGAUAAAACCUUGGAAGAUAAAUUCUUUGAACACGAGGUACGCUUAAACGUCCACGCAUUCCUUCAACAAUUUCAUUUUGGAGUGUUCUAUAGCUACUUGAAAUUAAAGGAGCAAGAAUGUCGUAAUAUUGUAUGGAUCGCAGAGUGUGUUGCUCAAAAACAUCGAGCUAAAAUAGAUAAUUACAUCCCCAUAUUUUAAACUAAUUAUGUAUUGACAAUGAUUUCAAUCAUUUAUAUUUAAUUCUGCAACGUAUUCCAAUUUUCUUUUGCAUAGUUAAAAAUUAUGCAAAAUUAAUAGUCUAAUUGUCAGAAAGGUUCUUGGAAGUUGUUCAUGGAAUAUUAUCAUAAAAGUUAAUUUUAGAACAUGAAGUAGAUAUGUGCUAGUAUAUAUAAGUCAAAUAUUAAUAAGCCGCAUGCAUGUAUUAUUGAAAAUUAUAAUUUAGAAUUGUUAUAAGAUUUUAAGUGAAAUAGCACACUGUAGCAAAAUCUGUAUAUAUACAUAAUAUAUCUUAUUGUCUUAUUGUAAUUUUCAAUGUAAAUCAUUUUCAUAUGUACUGUAAUUAACACAUUGUUAUUAACACAUGCGCGCGCGCGCACACACACACACACACACACACACACACACACACACACACA
This is a messenger RNA of Wasmannia auropunctata (little fire ant), 1615 nucleotides long. RefSeq names its product V-type proton ATPase subunit d (gene VhaAC39-1). Bases 132 to 1178 code for a protein of 348 amino acids. NCBI's taxonomy places the organism in Eukaryota, Metazoa, Arthropoda, Insecta, Hymenoptera, Formicidae. Gene Ontology annotation, molecular function: proton-transporting ATPase activity, rotational mechanism. Gene Ontology annotation, cellular component: lysosomal membrane; plasma membrane proton-transporting V-type ATPase complex; vacuolar proton-transporting V-type ATPase complex. Gene Ontology annotation, biological process: vacuolar acidification; proton transmembrane transport; vacuolar transport. The record is from RefSeq and is a predicted model, not a curated record. The transcript is spliced from 6 exons.